CGCAGGCAAGAGGGCGAACGCACAAAUAAAGGAAAUCUCGAGUCUUUCGCAGCCGACUCUUCGGAACAGCCCUGGUGACUGACCUCGCCUCUAAAAUAUUCGAACUCUUUCAAGAGGAAACGUGGACAUUGGAUGAAAAAACCAAAAGGCAAGUAGUUUUUUUAAAUGACAUGUGUGGACCACACAGGCAUUGGCUACUCCACUGAGGACGGGGCGGCGAGUGCAAUUUCAAGCAAUGACAUCACUUUUCCUGACGAGUGCUUCCAAACGCGGAAAGACAUCUGAGACGAUUUUCCCUGGAUGUCCGACGCAAAAGAAAAUUUAGAUUUUUAAACGUAAAUACAAUUUAUUCAUAUGUUUUAUGUGCCAUACUCUCUAUAGAGACUGCGCGUAUUUUUGCACAAUUUUCGACGGAUUCCGACAAAUGAGGCUGGCCGUCGUCCCUCAGAGCGCCCCCAGGGACCCGCGCGCCCCGGCCUCCCCGUGAAGGCGGGACCCCCGCGAGCGGCGUCCGCGCGGCCCGGAGGGGACGAUAAGAAUGGGACGCGCCUCCCGGGACGGAACCCGCACCCCGCCGCCCCGUCGUCCGGAGUCCGCGCCCUCCCAGGGUCCGAGGCCCGCAUAGCCGAGCGCACCGAGCGCGCCCAGGUUGUGGCCUCCCAGAAGGAGACUGCAGAGAAAGAGGUGGCCGAGAGGAGACUGACUGUUCUGUGCUGAGGAGAGCCAGACUCACAGGUGGGAAUGUCUGAAGAAGCGGAGCUGAGGGAGUGCGACGAGGCCUUCGAGUCAGAAGAGGGCGACAUUGAGCCGUACCUGGAGGACGCAGAGAGCAGCAGGGAGCUCCUGGAGAGGCUGCGGGAGCUGGAGGCGGAGAACUCGGCCCUGGCCCUGGCGAACGAGAGCCAGAGAGAGGCCUACGAGAGGUGUCUGGAUGAGGUGGCCAACCAUGUGGUACAAGCCCUUCUGAACCAAAAGGACCUGAGGGAGGAGUGCAUUAAGCUGAAGAUGCGGGUGUUUGACCUGGAGAGGCAGAACAGGACCCUGACCGAGCUCUUCCACCAGAAGCUGCACAGCCAGCCCAGCUCCCUGCAGCAGAUGCCAUUGGUUCCCUUCCCAGAGCACAGUGCUGAGCCGCUGCUCAUUGGCCAGGACAAGCCAGCAGCAGUACAGAGUGAUGGGCAGGCCAAGAGUGGUGGGGAUCGCACUCGAAAUGGCACAACAGGCACCCCAGCUCCUCCGUCUUCGAUGGAGGCCCUGUCCCCCUUCUUCAAGAAGAAAGCGCACAUCCUGGAGGUGCUCCGUAAACUGGAGGAGUCCGACCCCCUGAAGUUCCAUCCGUCCACGGGCCUCCCCUCGUACCCCGACCUGGGCCAGGCGCUGGUCCCGGAGGAGGCGCCCCUGGCCCGCGGCGGCUCCGCCCCCCCGCAGCCGCGCUGCCGCCACUCCUGCUCGGACUCGGACCUCCACGAGUACGCCAACGGCGAGGGGGCGUCGCUGCGCGAGGAGCGCGACGGCUGCCCGCCCCCCCUGCCGCUGACGCGGAAGAGCCUGGAGAGCGUGCUGCAGUGCGGCCGGGAGCCCGCCGCGCCCCGCCCCGCCCGCCGCGGCGCGGACCCCGCCGGGGGCGCCGCGAGCCCGUCCCGCGCGCGCGCGCGUACCGUGCCAGAGGAGCGCCGCGGCGCCUCCCCGGGGCGCAAGGACUCCAAACCCGCCCGGGCGCAGGCCAACCAGAGCGGCGCCCCCAGUGCGGGGCUCGGAGAUUCCCCACCGCCGGAGGACCCGAUGAGCUUGAGCCCCCCGGAAGGCCAGCUGUCCGGUGUGACCGACCUUCCUCUGAGCACAAAGCACACGGAGGGCGUGGCCUACCAGGGCCUGAGCUCUGCCGGGCAGGUCGCGGGGACGGAGGACCGCUACCUGGAAGUGGCUGCCGACGCGGCGGACGUGGAAGGCGGCUCGUCCAGCGCUACCUCGAACGCUCCUGCUCGCGGGGUGACGGCCGGCUCCCGGGCCGCGUACCGCGAGCGCGACGGCGAGGACCAGGUCUGCAACGGCCUGUGCCUCCCCUCCGGCGAGACGCCGCUUCCCCUGAAGGCGGUCGAGAGGAGCGCCGCGGAGACGGAGGCUCCUCCCGCCGGCAAGUCCAAACUCAGCCCGACGUCCCCGUCGUGCGUCGACGAGGCGAAGGGCUCCCCCGUCUCGUCCCCGUCCCGGCUGCUCAAGUUCCUGAAGAUACCGUCCAUUGGGGAGCGGGCGCAGGCCGCCAACCCGCUGCGCCUCAGCCCCCAGCUGACCCGCAGCUCCAAGAUCCCCUGCCGCAACAACAACUACGAGGUGUACCACUCCCCCGUCCUGGCCCGCAAGGCCACCACCGCCGAGCGGGACAGGCAGCCGCCGUCCUCCAAGGCCGACCCCUACCCCGCGACGCACUCCGCCCCCACCUCCCCGCCCAAGCCCGAGGACGCCGGCUCGCCCGUCGCCCGGGAGGUGUCCUACAGCAGCCACUCGGCGCCCAAAUCCAGCCGGGGCGCCAAGCUCGCGCCCUCGUCCCAGCCCCAGAGGGGCCUGCAGAAGGUGCCGCACUACGAGAACGUCUCCGACCUCUCCUGCCCGGCGGAGGGGGGGGCGCCCCAGUUCCUCGAUCGGCUGAAGGGGCCCCACUUUCUGCCCUACCCUCAGAGUGAGGACCCCGCGGACGGGCACGCUAGCACGUCGGAGGAGAAGAGCCUCGACGGUCUGUCGCCUCCCGCGGCUAAUCCGCCUUGCGAGCAGGACCAAGAGAGCGCCAUCUGGUACAAGAUCCAUAACCACCAUAGCCUGCCCUCCUCCUCAGGCUUCCUCAAAGCCCAGAGUAGCCCCAAUUACUCCAGCAUGAGGGACAAGCAGCAUGACCGGGGUGCCCCUGACACUGCCCAGCCGGGCUCCGAACCUGUCCAAUCUCAGUCCGUCGCCAAGAGGAGCGACCCGCCCUCCAUUCCCAAAAAGCCAACCGCGGGCAAGUCCCCGAGCGAGUCCGGCCACCAUCCAUUCAAAGAGCGCCUGGCAGCUCUUGGCAAGCUCAAGAGCUCCGAGGAUUUGCCAGUUGGCCCCCUGCCUGUGGAUAGGAAGGACUUGCAGUGCGGGGGUAAAGUCACAUCUGGCAGCGGUGAGAAAAGCAAAACCGCGGAAAGGCAGGCUGAUCGCGGUGAACACCGACACUCCAAGUACACGGACUCCCUGGAUGGCAAGCCGUACCCCAAAGCCAGCCUCGCUAGCUACGCGGUAAAGUUUCCCGGUCCCUGCGCGCCUUACGAACCUGGAGCCAAAUCCUCCGCCGGUGGCUCCUCUGUCCCUAAGGCGGAGCAGGAGACCUUUCCACCGAGAGCGUUCGUAGCAAAGGCGGAGGGCGCAAAGUACAGGGCGGGCCUGCCGUCCGCCGCCCCUGACCCCCCUCAGGUACUGCGCAAUUACAUGAAAUGCGCCGCCGCUCAGAACCUCCCUCCCGGCAGCAAGGCGGGCCCCAGCCCCCAGAGCAGCCCCACUAAGGUUCCCUCCAAGUCCCCCUCCAAACCCGGCCCGGCUCCCUCCGGCGCCCGCGGGCCCAGACCUGUCCAGGACGACCGCGCCGCCGCGCCGAAGCCCUCGCCCCGGACCGAGGACAAGGGCAAGCUGACCGCCGGCAAGAAGAAGAGCUACGGCGAGAGCCUCCCGCCGCCGCCGCCGCGGCCCCCCGAGGCCGGCGAGGAGAGGAAGGCCUGCGCGCCCUGCCCUCAGUCCGCCAUCGAGCAGAAGGUGAUGAAGGGCAUCGAGGAGAACGUGCUGAAGCUGCAGGAGCAGGACCGCGGCCAGGCGGCCGAGGUCAAGCAGAAGGCCUCCAACGGCAUCGCCAGCUGGUUCGGCCUGCGCAAGAGCAAGCUGCCCGCCCUCAGCCGCAAGCCGGAGAUGUCCAAGCUCAAGCUGAACGUGUCCUCCGCCGCCAAGGACCCGAAGGCCGCCACCAAGAAGAAGCUGGAGGUGGAGAGCCUCAACAUCUCCAAGCUGAUGGAGAAGGCGGAGGACCUGCGCAAGGCCCUGGAGGAGGAGCGGGCCUACGUCAACGGCGUGGCCCUGGACCGGCCCGGCAGGGGCCACAGCUGCGAGGUGGUGAUGGACCAGGCCCAGGGCCAGCUGUCCGUCAUGUACAGGGGCGUGGCCUCCGACAACUUCAUGCAGCAGCUGCUGAACCGGGUGGACGAGAGGGACCCCGGCAGCUUCGGCCUGGCGCACCGGCGCCUCUCCUUCGACUCCAAGAAGUCCCGGCCCGUCAUCGGCUACCAGAGGAACGGCAUCAGCCACGCCCGGAGCCGGGAAGAGAUGGGAAAGGGUUCGGACCUGGUCAGCAAAGAGGACAUUGCUUCAGAGGAGAGCUUGGCCGAGUCCAUGGGCUCACAGCACUUUGCGGGUUCAGGUGCCUCCAUGCGCACCCUUGACAGUGGCAUCGGCACCUUCCCCCUGCCGGACUACGUAGGCGGUGCGGCGGGGAAAAGCAUCCCCAAGGCGAGGCCACAGGGGGAGCAGGAAUCUGCCUCCCACGGGAAACCGGGGCUCGUGACGAAGGUUCCGCGCAAGGCCCGCACGCUGGAGCGGGAGCUGUCGUCUCUGGAGGAGGCGAACCCCUCCGCCCUGUACGGUGCCUCCCUGGAGGGCAGGGGUCCCAGCAUCCUGCUGUCCAGCACCAUCCACGAAGAUGUGGACGCCUAUGGGGCACACAUGCGGUCUCCGCCCUCAAAGAACUGGACCUUCCCCAACCUGAAGGCGUCCACAGGUCCUGCUGACAUAUACCUGGGGGUCAAAGGGGAGGUGGAGCCUGCAGCCCAGGGGAGUCCUUUCAGGCAGGGUCUGAAGCCGUGCGUUCCUGUGCCCCCCCGCGAUGUGGAAGCCCCCGGCCUGGCACUGCCGCCCCAGAUGGGGCUCAGCCGGCGGGGCAAAGGGCGGACCCCCAGCGCUUCGGAGGUGGGCAAGGAGGGCGGCCUGGAGCUGGUGAAGGAGCGGCCGGACGACAUCCUGUCCCCCAGCCGGCCCCAGGCCCUGGAGACGCCCGAGUCCCUGAGCGACUCCCUGUACGACAGCCUGUCCUCCUGCGGGAGCCAGGGGUGACCCACGCCCCGCCCCACCCCG
Anguilla anguilla (European eel) is the source of this 5133-nucleotide messenger RNA. RefSeq names its product nck-associated protein 5-like. Gene Ontology annotation, cellular component: microtubule plus-end. The transcript has 14 exons. NCBI's taxonomy places the organism in Eukaryota, Metazoa, Chordata, Actinopteri, Anguilliformes, Anguillidae. Gene Ontology annotation, biological process: microtubule bundle formation; microtubule depolymerization. The record is from RefSeq and is a predicted model, not a curated record. Bases 742 to 5112 code for a protein of 1456 amino acids.